This is a messenger RNA of Austrofundulus limnaeus, 2628 nucleotides long. It is a transcript of the gene adgrg4b, whose product is annotated as adhesion G protein-coupled receptor G4b. The transcript is spliced from 17 exons. The coding region runs from base 8 to 2320 and encodes 770 amino acids. Gene Ontology annotation, molecular function: G protein-coupled receptor activity. Gene Ontology annotation, cellular component: plasma membrane. The record is from RefSeq and is a predicted model, not a curated record. Gene Ontology annotation, biological process: adenylate cyclase-activating G protein-coupled receptor signaling pathway; cell surface receptor signaling pathway. Lineage: Eukaryota; Metazoa; Chordata; Actinopteri; Cyprinodontiformes; Rivulidae.
ACAGGAAAUGGAAGAGCAAAUUAAACAUUAUCUUCGGAUGCCCUAUAACAACGGGUCAGUCUCCAUUGCAACCGAGAAUGACGUGCAGAUAUGUCGCAUAUUGAUAGUCAAGUGUAAAAGCCACACCCAGCAGACAUUAAAAGGUCUCUUAAAGUGGCCUGAUACUUCCGGAGGAAAAAACGUGACUCUUGCGUGCCCCAAAAACCUUCGCCGCUAUGCCACACGGCACUGCAAACUGUCCUCGCUGACCCACUGGAUGGACCCACACCUGGAAGACUGCCCUCCAGUGGUGGAAACCAUCCCUGAUCUGGACCACAUCGAAGUCACUCCUGAAAACUCAUUCGAUGUGGUGAAGAUGAUUAAGGAUUUACUGAGAAACCACUCUUCUCUCAUCUACAACGAGCUGGUCACAGUCCUCAACAAGCUGAAGGACAUUAUUAAUGUCAGCGUGGUCACACCAGACCUCGGUCAGGCUCUGAUCAACAUCAUUUCAGACAUAGUGGGAUCUGACAGUGACCUGGAGCCUUUCACAAACACCAUUCUGAACAUUACAGAGGCGGUGGGAGACAAGAUAGUGGGCUACGAAGGCUCCUCCACCCUUGUUGCUGAAGAGCUCGCCAUCUCAGUGGUGGAUGUCAAGCCUGGAGAGUUUGACAACCUCAGUUUUGGAGUGUUGUCUGAUCUGACUGGGACAAACCCUGAGAUUUUUAUAAAUCAGCAUCCCUUCAACGGCACAGUGGCUUUUAUCUCUCUGCCGUCCGUCCUCCAGCAGAGCUUCCCACAGUACGGCCAGAACCCAGCUAGAAUCCAGUUUCAGUUCUACGCCAACAAACUCCUAUUCAAAAGCAGAAAACCAGGACAGAUUCUUAACACGUUUGUGGUGUCAGCAAGUGUGACCAACGCCACCUCACCAAUCAAAGACCUUACUGAAGAUGUCAAAGUCACGCUCCACCAUCUUAACCCUAACAAGCAUGACAUGGAUGUGGAGUGUGUGUACUGGAACUUCAAUAAAAACAAUGGACGUGGAGGUUGGGAUAAUUACGGCUGCCGAAAGUACAACAGCAGCUCCAACUACACAACCUGCCUGUGUGACCAUCUCACACACUUUGGAGUCCUGAUGGAUGUCUCCAGGACUCAGGUGGACCAGGUUCAUGAGCAGAUCCUGACCAUUAUCACCUAUAUCGGUUGCGGCAUCUCGUCUCUGUUCUUGGGUAUCACUGUUCUCACUUACACCGCAUUUGAGAAGCUUCGUAGAGACUACCCCUCACAGAUCCUAAUCAACCUCUCUUUGGCUCUGCUUGGUUUGAAUUUGGUGUUUCUGGUCAACUCUUGGUUGUCCUCCUGGGGUGUGUACGGCCUGUGUGUGGCUGUGGCAUCUAUACUGCACUACUUCCUCUUGGCAUCGUUCACCUGGAUGGGAUUAGAGGCCGUUAACAUGUAUUUUGCACUCAUCAAAGUAUUCAACGCCUACGUCCCAUCCUAUAUCCUGAAGUUCUGCAUUCUGGGGUGGGGGAUUCCUCUGGUCAUCUGCAUCAUAGUGCACAUUGUGAACCAAGACGCAUACGGCAGUCACCUCUACAAAAACAACCAAACCACUUUAGAGUCAUUGGACAACUCUGAAAACUUCUGCUGGCUUCAGGAUGAUGUGACAUUUUAUGUGUCCGUCGUUGCCUACGCUGCACUAGUCUUCCUCUUUAACAUUGGGAUUUUUGUGGUGGUUCUGAUUCAGAUCCGUCACAUGAGAGUCAACAGCCCCGCAGGAACCCGGAGAGGACUCAUGCAGGACCUGAAGGGAGUUGCCAGUCUCACCUUUUUACUUGGACUAACUUGGACAGUUGGCUUCUUCACCUGGGGACCAGUGAGGAUAAUUCUGCUCUACCUGUUCUCUGGACUGAACACCCUGCAAGGWCUUUUUGUUUUCCUGUUCCACUGUCUGAUGAAGGAGAACGUCAGGAAACAGUGGAGGAGCCAGCUUUGUUUUGGACGCUUUCGUCUUGAGGAACACUCUGAGUGGAGCAAUUCAGGAUCAGUGGGAGCCCUUCCAAAACCCAGAGAAAAGCCUCAGAGAGCAGCGAUACCAUCGGUUCGAUCGGUCAAGUCCAACUCCACAGACAGUACGUCAGCUUCUUCUGACUCCAGCCAGAGAGACUCAUUCUGCAGGAGACCAGACCUGGGUCUUUUUGUGAACAGCCUGGUUUUUCCUCGAGCCCAGAGAGGCCCAUCUCAUUCAGGAACUCUGCCUGCCUGCAAGGGGAUGAACCCAACACCUGGCUGGAGAAAUCACUUGUUAAAUGACCAAACACAGCAAUAUAUUCAUUAGACAUCCACAUCUGAGUACAUAUAUAAAUCUGAAAAYCCUUCACAUCUAUAAUCAAUGCUGUGCAUAACCAAAUCUAAUGGCAUCACACCAGACUUAUUAAUUCCUGUCGUUCUAUUGUUUGAUUUUGUUUGUUCGCUAAAUACUGUAAAAGAGCCUGUAAUUGUAAAGACAUGAGCAACUGAAUUUGUUUCAAGGAGGAGUAGGUUGCCAAGCAACUGGUGAGUCGAGAAAUGGUGACAAUGAAMUGUGGUACAACACGUUUUGUGUAAAAAUAAAUAAUUAAAAAUAAAAUGACUAAUUUAAGGAGA